CCCCUUCUCCUUCCCCCCACCUUCUCCGCUGCCCACCUCCACCGCAGCCUCCAUCACCACGUCCCUAAUUUUCCCCUCCCAGGCUGUGUACCUUCUCUCCUCCUCCGCCCUCUCUAGAGGAGUCCCUUCUCCCUGAAGUAGCUGGCGUGGACAUUGCUGGACAGCGGAACUGGUCCAGCCAUGGCGACUCCCUCUGCCGCCUUUGAGGCCCUGAUGAACGGAGUGACAAGCUGGGACGUCCCCGAAGACGCCAUCCCCUGUGAACUGCUCCUCAUCGGCGAGGCCUCCUUCCCGGUGAUGGUGAAUGACAUGGGCCAGGUCCUCAUCGCCGGCUCCUCCUACGGCCGAGGCCGCCUGGUGGUGGUGUCGCACGAGGACUACCUGGUGGAAGCCCAGCUCACUUCGUUUCUCCUCAAUGCCGUGGGCUGGCUUUGCUCUUCCCCUGGCGCACCCGUUGGCGUACACCCCUCCCUGGCACCUCUGGCCAAAAUCCUCGAGGGCGCGGGCGUGGAGGCAAAGGUCGAGCCGGAAGUGAAAGAGUCCCUGGGGGUUUACUGCAUUGAUGCCUACAACGAGACCAUGACCGAAAAGUUGGUCACGUUCAUGAAGCGUGGAGGAGGCUUGCUGGUCGGAGGCCAAGCCUGGGACUGGGCCCACCAGGGCGAUGAUGAGAGGGUUCUCUUCACCUUCCCUGGGAACCUCGUGACCAGCGUGGCCGGCGUGUACUUCACCGACAACAAAGGGGACACGAGUCUCUUUAAAGUCUCCAAGAAGAUGCCCAAGAUCCCGGUCUUAGUGAGUUGCGAGGAUGAUCUCUCCGAGGACAGAGAUGAGCUCCUGCACGGGAUCUCCGAGCUGGACAUCAGCAACUCGGACUGUUUCCCAUCCCAGCUGCUCGUGCACGGCGCUUUAGCCUUUCCCCUGGGGCUCGAUUCCUACCACGGCUGUGUCAUAGCGGCGGCGCGCUACGGCCGGGGCCGGGUGGUGGUGACCGGCCACAAGGUCCUAUUCACUGUCGGCAAACUGGGCCCCUUCCUGCUCAAUGCCGUCCGCUGGCUGGACGGGGGCCGCAGAGGCAAGAUCGUGGUGCAGACGGAACUGAGGACUCUGAGCGGGCUGCUCGCGGUCGGGGGCAUAGACACCAGCAUUGAGCCCAAUCUGACCAGCGAUGCGAGCGUCUAUUGCUUCGAGCCCGUGAGUGAUGUGGGGGUCAAGGAGCUGCAGGAGUUUGUGGCGGAGGGCGGGGGCCUGUUCGUUGGCGCCCAGGCCUGGUGGUGGGCCUUCAAGAACCCGGGAGUGUCCCCUCUGGCUCGGUUCCCGGGAAACCUCCUCCUGAACCCCUUUGGCAUCAGCAUCACCAGCCAAAGCCUCAAUCCCGGGCCCUUCCGUACCCCUAAGGCAGGGAUAAGGACCUAUCACUUCCGCUCCACCCUGGCCGAGUUCCAGGUGAUCAUGGGCCGGAAGAGAGGGAACGUGGAGAAGGGCUGGCUGGCAAAGCUAGGACCGGAUGGUGCAGCUUUCCUGCAGAUCCCUGCGGAAGACAUCCCCGCCUACAUGUCAGUGCACCGGCUCCUGCGGAAGCUGCUCAGUCGCUACCGGCUGCCGGUAGCCACCCGAGAGAACCCCGUCAUCAAUGACUGCUGCAGGGGUGCCAUGCUCUCCCUGGCCACUGGGCUGGCCCACUCCGGAAGUGACCUCUCUCUCUUGGUCCCGGAAAUUGAAGAUAUGUACAGCAGCCCCUAUCUGCGUCCCUCGGAAUCUCCCAUCACGGUGGAGGUCAACUGCAACAAUCCAGGCACCAGGUAUUGCUGGAUGAGUACUGGGCUCUACAUACCUGGAAGGCAAAUUAUAGAGGUCUCGCUGCCUGAAGCGGCUGCCUCUGCUGACCUAAAGGUUCAGAUCGGCUGCCACACCGACGACCUGACCCGGGCCAGCAAGCUGUUCCGAGGCCCCCUCGUGAUUAACCGCUGCUGCCUGGACAAGGCCACGAAGUCCAUCACCUGCCUCUGGGGGGGGCUUCUCUACAUCAUCGUGCCUCAGAGCAGCAAGCUGGGCACUGUGCCCAUCACGGUUAAGGGGGCUGUGCACGCUCCCUACUACAAGCUGGGAGAGACAUCCCAGGAGGAGUGGAAGAGGCGGGUCCAGGAGAACCCAGGUCCCUGGGGAGAGCUGGCUACAGACAACAUCAUCCUGACCGUGCCAGCCGCCAACCUUCGCGCCCUGGAGAACCCUGAGCCUCUGCUCCGCCUCUGGGACGAAGUGAUGCAGGCUGUGGCCCGGCUGGGAGCUGAGCCCUUUCCCCUGCGGCUGCCUCAGAGGAUCGUCGCCGACGUGCAGAUCUCAGUUGGCUGGAUGCAUGCAGGCUACCCCAUCAUGUGCCACCUGGAGUCGGUGCAGGAGCUCAUCAAUGAGAAACUCAUCAGAACCAAGGGGCUGUGGGGCCCUGUGCACGAGCUCGGCCGCAACCAGCAACGGCAGGAGUGGGAGUUCCCGCCACACACCACCGAGGCCACCUGCAACCUGUGGUGUGUCUACGUGCACGAGACGGUCCUGGGCAUCCCUCGUGGACGUGCCAAUAUUGCUCUGUGGCCCCCAGUUCGGGAGAAGAGAGUCAGAAUCUACCUGGGCAAGGGUCCCAAUGUGAAAAACUGGAACGCGUGGACGGCGCUGGAAACAUACUUACAGCUCCAGGAGGCCUUCGGGUGGGAGCCAUUCAUCCGUCUCUUCACCGAGUACAGGAACCAGACCAACCUGCCCACCGACAACGUCGACAAGAUGAACCUGUGGGUGAAGAUGUUCUCCCACCAAGUGCAGAAGAACCUGGCCCCGUUCUUCGAGGCCUGGGCCUGGCCGAUCCAGAAGGAGGUGGCGACCAGCCUGGCCUAUCUGCCUGAAUGGAAGGAAAAUAUUAUGAAAUUGUACCUCCUCACACAGAUGUAAGGAGUGCCCAGCGAGGUGGCAGGCCCCACUGAAACCGAAGACAAGAAACGUCAAAGAGAAUCGACACAUCUCAGCAAAGAAGAACGGAAGGAUUUGGUUCUAAGUGAAGAAGAUCUCAGCAAAUGUGUGGAAGAGAGAAAGUGGGAGAAACGACGACGAAAGAGUGCAGCUGCUUUCGGACAGGACAUAAGCAGAUCGGAACAGCCUAACCCCAGAGAAAUGUGGGCGUCUGAAAAAUCCAUCAGUUGUGAACCUGAACCCCAUCCCGUCUACCGCAACCUUUGUGCGCAGAACACAGGCAAUCUCCUCUUAGUUUCAGUGAUAAAAGUGUAUUGUUCUUGUUGUGUUUGUAUAAAGGAAGUAAAUAAACUGCCUGAGGAGAGGUAGAAGUUGGUGCUCCAAAAGAAAAUUUCUCUUUUUUGUGGAAAUAAGUGACCCCUUAACCUACUAGCUAAUUCUCUCCUGGCAGUUGAGGUCCCGACCGAAGUAUCCAAGUGCUUUCAGUUGUAGCGAGGCUUAGGGGAGCAGCAGACCCGCUACACAAUGACAGAGGGGACUCACAGCCAUGCUGUAAAAAUCACCCGUUUUAUGGAUUCUUCAAUGCGAAUUGUCAGCCAGAACUUCUCGGACAUUGAGCCUUGGGAGUAGGGGUUGGGGGGAGGGACCAGGAGAGAAGCAUGGAAGAAAGACAGCCAGUUAGAAUCAGGAGAUGUGAAAAACACAGCAAACUCUGGGGGACACAGAGUUACCAUGGGAAAAAAUAAAAAUUAGGUCUGAGAUGUCUUUGUAAGGUAAAAACAGGAUGCUACAAA
Molecule: messenger RNA, 3752 nt
Organism: Phacochoerus africanus (Common warthog)
Lineage: Eukaryota; Metazoa; Chordata; Mammalia; Artiodactyla; Suidae
Gene: TCAF1
Product: TRPM8 channel associated factor 1
Exons: 9
Coding region: 181-2940 (919 amino acids)
Biological process (GO): positive regulation of anion channel activity
Source: RefSeq, a predicted model, not a curated record